Messenger RNA from Anguilla anguilla (European eel), 2427 nucleotides. Its product is annotated as ras-related protein Rab-3B-like. The transcript has 7 exons. The record is from RefSeq and is a predicted model, not a curated record. Gene Ontology annotation, cellular component: plasma membrane; endosome; synaptic vesicle. Lineage: Eukaryota; Metazoa; Chordata; Actinopteri; Anguilliformes; Anguillidae. The coding region runs from base 1380 to 2033 and encodes 217 amino acids. Gene Ontology annotation, biological process: regulation of exocytosis; protein localization to plasma membrane; protein secretion. Gene Ontology annotation, molecular function: GTP binding; GTPase activity.
CUCUAUUCUUAUCUCCUGCCCACGCACAUUCUCCAUGCUGGAUAUGCUGAAUUUGGGGGAGGGGUUUCGCAGGAAGAUCUAAUUCUGUGGUAACCCACAGAACAACAGUCACCGCAGAAGCAGCUUCUUCUUGAGUGUUUCUGUCACACCUGGGCCCUGGCAGUAGAUCUGAAAAAGACCAAAAAAACAAAAAAACAAAAACAACAACACUAUUUUCUGAAGAAACAUGAUGAGGCAAGAAAUAAAUUUACUUAGAUGUCACAAUUGGCUCAUCUGGAUUAUUUAACUUGUGAAUUAUCUGAAUGCCAGAAGGGCUUUUAAAUGGCAGUAAUGGCGGAAUACAAUUAGCAUGUUACUAAUAGAAUUUAGCUGAAGAUAUUUUAAUAAUUCAAGCAAUUACACUUCAUGUGUGUGGCCGCAAGGACGAAGCCGUCAACUUGAGCCAGCAGGUAGAACGAGGUCCCUCAGGAACAAUUCUUAUAAUCUAAAUUCGGCUUUCAUCGUUCAUUCGGCUUCUGGAGAAUCUUCACCACAGAUAAGCAAUUAUUAACUGAGCCGAUCUGCAUCUACACCAACAUUUACCCGAUUGGACCUCUGAAACGUUGAAACAUAUUAUUGGUAAUUCAGUUCUAACACUCCAAAUUAUAAAUUCCCAUUUUUAAAACCCUGCUACCGCCACUGCUAAACGGAACUAUAAAACAAAUGCGAAAGUCGCCAGCACAGGAGUAUUGGUCGAACACCUCCCUUCGGAAACCUUCCCUUCGCGCACAAAUAAUGAAUUGUCCUGAUUUAAAACGAGUUAUCUGUAAAUGAUUUAUUAACACGGUAAAGGUGGCGCUUUUUUCCAUUAAUCACCUAAAGAUAAUUAAUUUCGGCGAUGGUGAACGGAAAUGCACCGAGCAACCACGCUCUGGUAGCCUAUCUACAUCUUGCAAAUCCUUCAGCACUUCGGCAACAGUGGAUUUGCGUGUACGCACGCACCUCUCAUUUCCAACGUUUGCCUUCACGAACUUUGUUCCUGUAAACCACCAACAAAGCAUACUAAAGGUGAGAUUUUCAUUUGUAUGCAAGCCUGCAUUUUUUAAUUAAAAACGUAAUUAAACAUAUUUUAAUAUUGUAUACGUUUAAUUCUAGAACAAGCUUGACAAUUCUCAUCCCUUGGUGUACUCUAUUCAGGAACGGGGUUUUAGUGAGCUGCAGUGGUGUUCCUUGGCUUCAGCACGCGAAGGUGACCUCUUGGCGCAGUUCCUGCGCGCGUCUGGAUCCGUUCCUAUGACAACAGAAUUUUCCUCGUCUUUUCUCGUUGUUUCUCAGGGAUACGCGCGUAAUUCCAUUACCAGUUUGUGGUUUCAGAUUUACAUCUCGACUGCUCGGCCCAGAUGGCGAAGGCGGAUUUUGGAGCGGGACUGAAGGAGGUCGAGCCCACCUUCGACUGCAUGUUCAAGCUGCUGAUCAUCGGGAACAGCAGCGUGGGGAAGACUUCCUUCCUGUUCCGCUACGCGGACGACUCCUUCAGCCCCGCCUUCGUCAGCACCGUGGGCAUCGACUUCAAGGUCAAGACCGUCUACCGGGACACCAAGAGGAUCAAGCUCCAGAUCUGGGACACCGCAGGGCAGGAGCGGUACCGGACCAUCACCACGGCCUACUACAGAGGAGCCAUGGGCUUCGUCCUCAUGUAUGACAUCACCAACGAGGAGUCCUUCAACGCCGUGCAGGACUGGGCCACUCAAAUAAAGACAUACUCGUUGGACAGUGCUCAGGUGAUCCUGGUUGGGAAUAAGUGUGACCGACAGGGUGAGCGUGUAGUCACUCUGCUGAGAGGCAAGGGCCUGGCACAGCAGCUGGGGUUCGAGUACGUCGAGACGAGCGCCAAGGAGAACACAAACGUGCGCCGGGUGUUCGACCGGCUGGUGGACGUCAUCCUCGCGAACAUGCCACAGGCCGGAGACGCUGAUCUGCCAAUCACCAGCGGCGCCAAGGCAACACGACUCACAGACCCACCCCCAGAGCCGCCCAAGAACUGCGCCUGCUGACCACAACCUCCCUCUGCUGACCCCUGACCUUUCAGCUCCUACCAAAACACGACAUGUCCCUGCUGGCUGAAUCACUCCCAGGUGACAAGAUGGCCGACCGCAGUCAGAACUGGGCACCAGACUACAGGGCCCAUCACUGCACCAAAAACCAGUGCUUCAACGUGCCUCCUUUGCGGGGGGAUAUUCCUUAUAUCUGGAGUGUUGUAUUUUAGUAUUUCAUUCUUGGACAUAAAUAACUCUUUACCUAUCACCAUAUACCUGUGGCUGCUGGAUUUUUUAUUUUGUUUUUUUAAUAGAGAUAUGGAUCUAUUUUACUCUACCAACAAUUAUUAUUACAUUAUCAGUGCAUGUUGUGUCUCUAGAUAUUACCAAACAUUAAAUUACUUUAAUAACC